AUGACAGCCAGUAUUGACUGGAACACCAUCGACCUGGGGGGCGAAACUGAUACUUCUAUAACAGUGUCGAAUGGAUCAUUGGUUGUUCCAAAGGGGCUUGAGAAGAUCGACAAUUUCAUCACGGAAGAAGAUGCAAGUGAUCUGCUAUCAGGAUUCGACCGUCAGAGCUUCACUUGGGCAGGCUUUGAGCAACGGCGAAAAGUUACGCGCUUCAAGGAGGAGGAUUUGAAUGGUGGUGGCUUGCCAAGUGGGAUUGAAAAUCUGGUGCAAAAGUUCAUUCAACAGACGGGAAGAAAACCAACCGAGGUUGCUGUGGAGGAAUACCCAAAGAACCAACUCCACAAACUGUUGAAUACCGACAAGGCGACAGUCUCCACUUUUGAAGCCUCUACCAAAUUUAACUAUCAAGAAGAAAAGAACGAUUAUUUCAUGGCGAUUCUUCCUAUUUAUGCAUCGGCUGUCGAAUACAUUAAUAGACCCAAGAUACGGAAACCUGAUUGUUGGGAUUUGUAUUCGGAACAGCACUGCAGUGGCAUUUUGCUGGAGAAACGGUGCUUAUAUGUCAAGACGGAUGAAUAUCUAUUUGAAUGGCGUAGUCGCAUAAGUACCUUGGGUCCAGAUGAGAGGGGAGAUCAACCGAUACUCUUUGUAAAGUUUUAUUUCCUUCCUCCAGAAAAUUUGUCCGAAACGGAACAACUCGAAGAUUCCAUCUUUGGUUACAGACCUUCAGAGGAUUUGUUGGACCGACCAGACAAAAUGCCGCCAAUAGAAGACAUUUUGACAGUCAUCGUGACGACAUCGCCCAUCAAGAGCAAUCCUUCUACCGAGCUGCUCGAACGAGUCUUUGACACCUUUCCAAAUGGAGGAGACUCGUUUGCCUACAAGUGCCGCAAAAUCAUUGUCUGCGACGGUUGCCGACAGCGAGACGCCAAGACAACCAAGAAACACAACAAUUUCAAACAAGCCAUGCGCAAUGGCAUUGUCAAUGACGAUCAGUAUGAAAAUUACACCCAAUUCAAACAAAAUUUAAGCAAGCUGUGCGAGUCAGCCCAACAAGACUCGGCAUUUUGGAACACUAGUGUGGAAGAGCUAGACACGAGACAUGGCUAUGGCUUUGCUCUACGACACGCUUUGCAGGAGUGUGUUUCGACGCCCUACGUCAUUGUCAUUCAACACGACCGGACCUUUAUGCGACCUACACCUAUUGAAGCGACCUUGCGCGCCAUGUGGCACAAUCAUCAUCGGAUAAAAUACGUGGGCAUGAGCAUGCGAUCCAACUUGUUGUAUCGUGAUCAGUUUGGAUCCAAAUACGGUCGUUCUUACAUGGAGGCCAUGAAGACUUGCAUUUUGAGACCUCCCGAGUUGCAGGUGGACGGGACCGCUUACGGCCCAGAAGGAGCGAACCUGGACAAUAUGGACUAUGGUGGCCAACCGCGACUCCGACAAAAUCUAGAAGCCUUGGUGGAAACCUAUCGUUCUAGCAUGUGCCAUGCGGAUCACCAAGAGUGGUUGGCCUCCAAUCCCAUUCCAUCUGCAAAGGCCCAAUUGUCAUUGACUCCCACUUUCUUUUGGUACGACAAUGUCCACAUUUGCGAGACGGCUCACUAUCGGGAUUUUGUAUUUCAUCCACCGUACAAAAUGGUAGUCAGAGGCGGCUUUGUUGAAGACAAGUUGUCUCCGGUAAUCAAAAAGGCUGUGGAACGUAUGGGUCUGGUCCAAGGGCAUGCCCGAUUCGGUUGCUAUUUGUUAGAUGAUCACUCGGGAAUGUUCUUUACGGGCCAUUUGGAUGGUGGAAGUUAUAUAACCAAAGACAAGCGCAUGGUAUUUCAACAACGAUCAUCUACAGGGAGUUCAAUGAGCGAGGACAAAUUGUGA
Cylindrotheca closterium is the source of this 1875-nucleotide messenger RNA. NCBI's taxonomy places the organism in Eukaryota, Bacillariophyta, Bacillariophyceae, Bacillariales, Bacillariaceae. The record is from the annotation of a GenBank genome assembly.